Messenger RNA from Schistosoma mattheei, 1354 nucleotides. The record is from the annotation of a GenBank genome assembly. Lineage: Eukaryota; Metazoa; Platyhelminthes; Trematoda; Strigeidida; Schistosomatidae.
UUUGAAUACCUUAGUGAUGUAGCCAACAGACACGCCACUGAUAUGGUGCACUUCAAAUAUGAAGUGACUGCCUUGAUGAAGGCUGAUCAAGGUCGCUGAAGCAUUAAGGGGUUGAUUUCAAUUACACGCUACCGUGUGGUUUGAAAUGCAUGAUUGUAGCUCUGUGUUCCUAAUCCAGAUAGCGUUACAUGCCAGCCUUCAAAGUGUUCUUUAAUUAGACUAAAACAUCCAAGAUCAGAUUUACCUUGUUUGUAUCUGUGGGAUGGUCAGUCUUCAGAGCUUUUUGAAAUUCAGAAAAUCGACGAAAAAUGUCGGUCUUGGAUGCUUGGUGAAAAUAUCAAAUCUGGUAUAUAUAUAUUUAAAUAUUUGUUAAAUGAAGACAUGUAGAUGGUGGGAUGUACGUUUGUAAUCGAAUUGACCCCCUCUUCUUCUUCAUAUCAUUCUGCAGAAAAAAUGUUUGUCUUUUAACUUUAGAGAAUUACAUUUCUAGGACAAGUUUAUUUCAUGGGAUGCUAUUUUGAGUGAAAUUUGUGGAUGUUUCGAUGUCUUCAGCAACAUUCCCAACAUGGAAAGUCGUCUUGAAGAAAUUUGUGACAAAAGGUGUAUUGGUAGUAUAUCUGUUUAUCGGUUAAAUGAAUCUAAGGCGAUCGAGUGGUUGUCGAAUAGAGUAUCUGCUGUUUAUAAGGCUUCCUACAACUGCAAGAAUCCUGUUUUAGUUUCUCAGCUUCGAUUAAUUGCUACUAGUUCGUUUUCUAAUCAGUACGAUGGAAAAAGUGAAGAUUCACGGGUUCCAGAAUUUACUUCUAGUUCCAAAGAAGCUGAAAUACUAUCAACCAAUCAAUUGUCACAUCAAACAUGUUUACAUUUAGCCUAUCAGUUAGUAGCUGAUUAUCUUUCUCCUGAUUUAUACAUUAAGCUUCAAGAAAAAAUAGGAUUAAAAACGAUUGAUUUCAAUUUGCCGGAUAUGAAUUCCUCUGAAAAUAUAGAUCCUAUUGAUGAUAAAUCUAUUCAGAAGUCAUUUAAUUCGAAAAAUUAUCAACCCAAAGAAGACUAUUCUUCAGCAUUAAAGUUAAAUGAAUCAAAGAUCAAUGAGUCAACUAUAAAGAAAGCGAAAAUUCCAAAAGGUGUACAAUCCAUUACAAAUUUCUUCAAUAAAAAAUAGUAAUUUUAUCAUUACUAUUCACUACUAUCAUUACUAUUCGAUUUCUGAAAUCAAUUUAUCAUGUAUAUGUAUUAUUUGUUAUUAUGAUGAUCUCAUGUUUAAAAAAAAAAAACACACCGAAGAAUGAAUUAGAAGAUUGUUUAUAUUUGAUGAAAGAGGAUGAUCUUUGUAAAUUGGAUGGUUUGUGUUGAG